This is a messenger RNA of Aspergillus sclerotioniger CBS 115572, 2012 nucleotides long. Its product is annotated as LipA and NB-ARC domain protein. The transcript is spliced from 2 exons. The record is from RefSeq and is a predicted model, not a curated record. Lineage: Eukaryota; Fungi; Ascomycota; Eurotiomycetes; Eurotiales; Aspergillaceae. Bases 58 to 1800 code for a protein of 580 amino acids.
CACUCACUCUCGACACAGAAUGGACAGAGAAUCUACAUUCCAUCGUGGUUUACCACCAUGGCCACCAACCACCACUUGAACCGCAAACCUGUCUCGCAAACCUCCCCCAACGGCACCAUCCGUGGGGUCAUCACUAUCUCGCCACCAACACCACCACCACGACCAUCCACAUUCAAAAGGCAGCAGCAGAAACGACAAGAACCAUCACCUCAACCUCACCCAUCAUCCCAACCUCAUAAUCCACCACCAGCAUAUACACCACGCCUCCCCAUCCGCUCCGCCACCACCCACAAUGACCACCAACGACCUACAAAAACCACCACCAUCCUACGCCACUCCCACGGCAUCGUCUUCUACCGCAGCAGCUCCACCUCGCUCACACUCUCCAUCUUCUCCACCACUCCGCUGCCCACCACCCGCACCCUCUGGCUCCAAAACAAAGGCUGGACCGGGAAAACCGGCAUGCGCACAAAGACCUUCCUCGGACUGACCGACUCCUGGAUUAAUGUCACCCCUACUAUCCCUAUCCGCGCUGAGCAAAUCGAUCCGGAAGAUGAACGCGCCUGGCAGAGGGAUAUAGCCAAGUUCCGAAAGUCCGCGCAAGGAGGGAUCCGUGAGCAUGUGCUCAGGGAGACGGUUGUAGUGAGGAUACCUGUUGAGGCGGGGGAUGGAUAUUUUCGGGUGGUGUUGUGUGGGGAUGAGCAGAAGAAGAAGGUGGUGUGUUAUAGUCCGGUGUUUCGGGUGUUGUCGACCACUUGGAGUAUGAGUUCGGUGCGGGGGGCGAGUUUGUCGACCUUACCGUUGGAGAUGGGGGCUUUGGUGGUCGGGAUGUAUGUUCAGUCGACUGCAGAGGCGGUCGUGGCGCCGGUUACAGAGGCGGUACAGAAUAAGGUGCAGCCUUAUGAGCCGGGGUGGGUGACGAGGACGGCGGCGGAGACGGCGUAUUCGGUUAGUGGGGUUGAGGAUAGGGUGGAUUCGGUGUUGGGGAUUGGGGAUGGGGAUGAGGAUGAGGAUGGAGAUGGGGAGCGGACGAGGGAUGUGCAGCUGGGGUGUCAGGUGGCGUUGGAGGAUGGGCCGGCAGCACCGUUUCCGGUGGAUUUCAGGGCGAGAGUCGAUGUGGAGGAGGGUGAUGGAGUGAGAUUUAGAUUGGCUAGAGUUUCGGAUAUAGUAUUGGAUAGGUAUCAUGGGUUUUUCUUUGGGUGGGUGAGGGUUGAGGGUGUUGGGGCUACGGCGCAAAGGGGACCUGAUUCCGUGGCAGGGCCGUGGCAGGGCAUCGUGUUGUCGAUGGUAUAUUGGGAUCCGACGCAGCAGACGAGAGUCAGUCUCUCGCAGGCCAUGAAGAAGGUCACGACCAUCCGCUUUAUCGAUGAACCUGCUGUGCCGUUUCGGGCUCAAGCUCGGAUUCAGAUCCGGAUCAUGGGAUUCCUUCAUCCUGAUGUGCCUCCCCCGAGAGGCCAAACAGAGCAGGAUCUCAUCACUGCUCGAGAGGCAGCAGCUGAGGCAGCCAUGUUAGCUGACGCAUGCGAUGUGUCCUAUGCGCAGAGUGUCCUAAAGCAUCCUGCUUGGGCAGCUGAUAGACCCAGAGUGACAGAAACAAGAAGUAGGGGCAGUAAUGAAGCCAGUAGUAGUGGAAGCGGGAGCUGGAUGGAUAGAACGAGAGAAGGCGUGCAGAACGUCAAGUAUCGAGGGCAGAAAUUGGCCGAGAAGAUUCCCUUGAAUCGGAUUGGUGUGAGAGCCCCGACGGAUGAAGCCAGGGAUAAGCAAGUUGCCGUCAAUGGGUUCUAUAUCGUCAGGGGGUGAUUUAGGAUAUGACUGUAAUAUGGGGUAAUGCUGGUUGUAAUUGAGCUUGAUCUGUUCGAACAAUCUACCGGGAGUUAAGUUUCAGCUUCGAUUUACUCCAACCCAGAUCUACGCAAACUGGAAAUUUUGGCUUUGAUGUCCAGCCCAACAUGAAGAUUGGAGAUUCUACUAUCAGUGGGGAGACCAUUCCUAAAGGGGGUCCACGGCCAAGG